CGUGGCUGGGCGGUGCUAGUUAGCCCACAUGAUGCGGAAAUUUUGCACAAAAAAUCCUUCAGCUCCGAAAUGAGCUGAACUUCAGAGCGAACUCAGUCCAAACUCAGGGAAAGUUAAUCUGCGAGAUUUUACGCGUACACGGAAAAGCGGAAGUGGACACACCGAGGUUUCUGCAGGUCUUUUUGCUGAUGAGGAGCACCACACUCACACACCCCUCCAUUUGUACAGCAGCUAUUGGACUCCUCAGUAAAUCAUUAAACGCAUCAGUCCCGGGACUCCUGUCAUGACAUUAUCAGAUAGAUAAACAGCAACAAGAAAAUAACACUUGAUAAAACAGAAGGACUUCUGCCUGAAGGACACAGAAGAUCACUCUCAGGGGUUAGUGUCACAAACUGAUGGUCACCUCCUCCGGCCCUCAUGAAGCCGCAGCCUGCAGCACAGGGUAGCCGCCAUCAGCUUCAGGGUGUAGAAGUUGACCAUUAACCUCCGGCGCUGAUUGCAAACACUUCUUUGCUUGUAAGCAGCUGCCUGUGUACAGUGGAUCCUGAAGCAAAGUUCACUGCUACAGGCUGCAAAAGGCAGGAGCUCCUCUGGAAGCUGCUUUGUGGGUGUUUUAGGACUGAGCUGCAACCAUGGCUACCUCACGUUAUGGAUACUACAGAAGUACAAUAUUUCUGGCCAUGUUUGUGGGCUACACAUUGUACUACUUCAACAGAAAGACGUUCUCCUUCGUGAUGCCUUCUGUAAUGCAAGAGAUCAAGCUGGAUAAGGACGAUCUGGGUAUGAUCACCAGCAGUCAAUCUUUGGCCUACGCUAUUAGUAAGUUCAUCAGCGGUGUCCUGUCAGACCAAAUCAGCGCCCGCUGGCUCUUCUCCAUUGGCCUGUUCAUGGUGGGAGGCAUCAACGUGAUCUUCUCUUGGUCCUCCACUGUCGCUGUCUUCUCUGCCCUCUGGUUUCUCAACGGUCUGGGCCAAGGCCUGGGCUGGCCUCCCUGUGGCAGGGUGCUGCGCAAGUGGUUCGAGCCCUCUCAGUUCGGGACGUGGUGGGCGAUUCUGUCCUGCAGCAUGAAUCUGGCUGGCAGCUUGGGCCCCAUCGUUGCCACCGUGCUGUCGCAGAGUUACAGCUGGAGGGCGAUACUGUCCGCCUCUGGAAUGAUUUGCAUCGUUGCCUCAUUUGUUUGCCUGCUGGUAAUCAAGAACGAGCCCAAGGAUGUGGGGCUGCCCAACAUAGAGGUGUCGACCAAAAAGAGCAAAGGUGGAUCCUCAAGCCAUGAAAGCACCCUGUCUGAGUUUCUCCUGUCCCCCUACCUGUGGCUGCUGUCCAUCUCCUACCUGGUGGUGUUUGGGGUGAAGACCGCCUGCACCGACUGGGGCCAGCUGUUUCUCAUUCAGGACAAGGGCCAGUCUACACUCAUGGGUAGCUCAUACAUGAGCGCCCUGGAGGUUGGCGGGCUGGUGGGCAGUCUGGCUGCAGGUUACCUCUCUGACAAAGCUGUGGCCAGACAAGGGAUGAGGCUCUAUGGUAAUCCACGCCACUUCAUCCUGAUCUGCAUGAUGGCAGGAAUGUUUGUGUCCAUGUACCUGUUCAGACUCACCGUUACUCCUGACAGCUCAAAGGUGUGGAUACUCGGCUUGGGCGCCGCCUUCGGUUUCUCCUCAUAUGGACCAAUAGCUUUGUUUGGAGUUAUAGCCAAUGAGAGCGCUCCAUCCAACUACUGCGGGACAUCACAUGCUAUCGUUGCUCUGAUGGCAAACAUUGGUGGCUUCCUUUCUGGACUCCCAUUCAGCACCAUUGCCAAGCACCAUGGCUGGGAAAUGGCCUUCUGGAUAGCAGAGAUCACCUGCCUUGUCACUACUAUCGGAUUCUUCCUCCUGCGCAACAUUCGAACCAAGAUGGGACACGUGCCCAAGAAGGCGGACUGAGCUCAUUCUGUGCGAGCCAGUCAUUUUUACUUCUUUGUUUUUAAUUAGUCAUAUGUGAAAUAAAGUUCAUAGAAAUGUGCAAAGGCGCUUCUCAACAUGUUGUAUAAAUAGUCUGUGAACUUGAAGAAAUUACUGCAAAUUGCUAGACAAUGUUUUUUCUGAUAAUGCCUCUGCAGGACUGCAAUAGUAAGAGUGCAAAAUAGGAGGCUACAAAACACUGAAAUGAGCAAUCUUAGGUCAAUGAUACUUUUUCUCAGUUAACCCUAUAACACUAACAUCAGGUGAUUUUCACAAAUUUCAGUCCUGUGACUUUGUUUUUUCAUUUAUUUUUAAAAAAGCAACAUGAUCAGAGUACCCCAUGAUACCUUAUUUUAUCAGACAUUGUACAGGAUAAAAGAGUACUUCAAUUUGCCA
This is a messenger RNA of Oreochromis niloticus (Nile tilapia), 2336 nucleotides long. It is a transcript of the gene slc37a4a, whose product is annotated as solute carrier family 37 member 4a. Gene Ontology annotation, molecular function: glucose 6-phosphate:phosphate antiporter activity. Gene Ontology annotation, cellular component: endoplasmic reticulum membrane. The transcript has 9 exons. Bases 633 to 1922 code for a protein of 429 amino acids. The record is from RefSeq and is a predicted model, not a curated record. Gene Ontology annotation, biological process: phosphate ion transmembrane transport; glucose-6-phosphate transport. Lineage: Eukaryota; Metazoa; Chordata; Actinopteri; Cichliformes; Cichlidae.